ACCAGUUAUAUUUUGGGGAAAAUUUUCUUGUUAGCUUUUAAAAGAAAAUGGACGAUGAUGAAGAUCUUAGUCUUUUGAACGAAUAUCUUAAGAUUAGUGGAGAUGCUAAAGAAGCAGAAAUAGUUAUUAAUAGUCUAUCCAAGGAGUCCAUAAAUAGGCGCAAUGCGAAAGGUUUCUUUCCGCUAUUCUACGCAGUAUAUGCUAACAAUUUGGAAGUGACAUCAUUACUUUUAAGAAAAGGUGCCGAUAUAAAUGUUAAAGACGACACAGGCUUUACUGUUUUACAUAUAGCGUGUAAAGAGGGUUAUUUGGAGAUAACCGAGUUAUUAUUGCGCAAUGGAGCUCUUGUUAAUGGUCCUGACGCAAACCUCUUAAAAAGUGCUGCGUAUUUAACAACGCCCUUAAAUUUGGCAUUGCAAAACAAUCGAGUUGAAAUUGUUAAGAUACUAUUGAAAAAUGGAGCUGAUCCGAAUAUUCCUCACUUUCUAGCUCCAGAAAUCCAUAGAUUUCCAUUAAAAUUUACUGAAUGUUUACAAUUGCUUUUGGAAUAUGGAGCAGACCCUAAUACUUGUAAUCGAUCUGGUCAACCAUUGAUUAUUAAAGCUUGUUUGGAGAAUUGUAUGGACGCUGUUGAAAUACUCAUCAACAGACCAGAGGUGAAUGUUAAUGCAGUUGAGAGCAUAAGUAAUUUUACGGCUCUCCACUGUGCUAUUAUUUGUGGUAAUACAAAACUUGUGGAGAAAUUACUGGAAACAGGUGCUAAAAUUCAAUCUAAUUUAAGUGAUGUUACAGCUUUAGAUCUUGCAAUAACGAGAACAAAGUUAGAUAUUGUCGAUAUUUUACUACAAAAAAAUUUGGACUUAAACGCUUUUAACGCUGAAGGAUGUGGUUCCUUAUCAGCUGUUGCCCAACCAUCAUAUACACAUUUGCAGUUUCGCAGAUUGAUAAAGACUCUUCUAAGUAUGGGUGCUGAUCCAAGAAUUUCGGGCAAAAAAUAUAAAUACUUUUUACCAAGUUUUACUCCUCUUUUAGAAUAUCUUACUUAUCAAAACGAAUACGACUUGCAAGUUAUCCAUACUUUGGUUCAAUACGGCGCAAGCGUUAAAAUUUCUCUUCCCACAAGAUACUUGAAGCCAAAAACUGUUGAUGGUCUCUUGAAUCAAUUGCAUAAGUUGGAAAAUGAUCCAGAUAUUUUCUGUUUUCUUUUGAAUGUUGCAGAUACUUUUGAAACAGCAGCCAUAAAAAGAUCGAAGAAAAUGAAAAAAGAAAUAAUAGAUAUUCUUCUACGAGAAGCAUCUAUUUGUAGACCUCUGAGAAAUAUCACUUUGAAUAGUAUAAGGAAGAUACUAAAGUGUCCUUUGACAGAAUCCGUCAAAGAACUCGUUCUUCCAGAACUUUUGAAGAAAAUGAUUAUUUACGAACCAUUGACAAACUAUAUUUAA
Dimorphilus gyrociliatus is the source of this 1442-nucleotide messenger RNA. NCBI's taxonomy places the organism in Eukaryota, Metazoa, Annelida, Polychaeta, Dinophilidae. The record is from the annotation of a GenBank genome assembly.